UAGUUUAUGUAUCGAUACGUUUAUAUGAUAUUAAGCGAGAAAAAGUCUCUUAGUUAUUUCAAGGCAUAUUUAUCAAUAUAUCACUAAUUAAUAAUGAUUCUCGAAAAGACUAUUCUCCGUUAAAGGUAAAAUAAAAUAGAAAGCAGGUGUAGUAGCGGAAUGAAAACAGGUGGAUAUUUCGAUUUAUGAAAUAGCCAUUGACUCUAACCGUUAUUUCAAUGCCACUUGCUCGAAUUCCAUUAGUGCCGUCAGUAUUGCUUAAGAGAAAAAUAGCGUAGCGUGUGCGUUACUGGCUAGUUAGAUACUUCAGAGUUGAGGCACUCAUCGUUUGCCAGUGCUCCAGAACUAUAAUGAAUAACUCUGUUGUCGUCAAAAUUCCUUGCGGUAGUCUACGUGGCGUUGUUGAACGCAGCUUCGAGGGCUACGAUUAUUGUGCCUUUAAAGGUAUACCAUACGCCGAGCCGCCCGUCGGUCAACUCAGAUUCAGAGAUCCAAUUCCGGUCAAGCCAUGGUCAGGUGUGCGGGAUGCAACGAAUUUUGGACCUAUGUGCAUUCAAAACGACUUCAUGUCACGAAGUAUUGUUGGCAGCGACGACUGCCUUUAUUUAAACAUCUACGUAAAGUUUGUUGAUCCUAAUAAUCAUUUACCUGUUAUGGUAUUUAUCCACGGGGGCGGAUUCAUCUUUGGCAGUGGAGAUGAUUUGUUUUAUGGACCAGAUUACCUUUUAAGAAAAGACAUCGUUCUUGUUACGUUUAAUUAUAGAUUGGGUGUACUCGGUUUUCUAAAUUUUGGACAUGAAGUUGCGCCAGGAAAUCAAGGCCUUAAAGAUCAAGUUAUGCUUCUACAAUGGGUGAAUAAAAAUAUUAAACAUUUUGGCGGUGAUCCAUCAAAUAUAACAAUUUUCGGUGAAAGUGCGGGAGGUUCAUCCGUACAUUACUUAACGCUUUCUAGUUUAGCGACAGGUCUUUUCCAUAAGGCUAUUUCACAUAGUGGUGUGGCAUGUAAUCCUUGGGCAUGCACAUCCGAUAUACAAAAUGCGUACAAAUUAUGUAAAAAUUUGGGAAAAGAUUCCACUGAUCCUAAAGAACUAGUGGACUUUCUACGAUCAAUUGAUUGUACUAAAAUAAUACAGGCUCAGGAGAAUAUGCGAUCUUACGAGAAUAGAUUAUAUUGCACAGUUGUUUUUGGCCCAGGAGUUGACAACAAGUCAAAAGAACCAUUUAUGCCAAUACAUCCAUUAAAAGCUAUGGAAAAAGGGAUUAAUGUACCGCUUAUCAUAGGGUGCAAUGUUUGUGAAGGAAUUAUGAUCUUACCAGGAUUAAAAGAUUCUAUUAUGGAGGAAUUUGAGCACAAUUUUGAAAAAUAUUUAAACCCUGUUAGUAUACUUUUACUACAAAGAAUUGGUAUAACGCCAAAUGAUUUGAAGCAUUACUAUUUCGGUGAUGAAAAAAUGUCUUUAAAGAAUGUUAACAAAUAUAUUGAAUAUUGUACAGAUCUACAUUUUCUGGAAGGCAUUCACAGAGUAAUAAGUUUUCAAACUAAAAAAAGCUCAACUUCGACAUAUUUUUAUCGUUUUACUUACGAUAAAGAAUUUUCAAUUAUGAAAUCAUUUAUAAAUUCUACAUUACCAGGUACAGCUCAUUUUGAUGAUUUACAAUAUAUAUUUAGCAUGCGUAUGUAUGAUUUACUAAAUAUAAAACAUGCAAAACCUGGAACAACUGCAUAUAGAAUUAUCGAGCAAAUAACAGAAAUGUGGGUGAAUUUUGCAAAGUUUGGAAAACCAACUCCAGUAAAAUGUGAUUUGUUACCCAUUGAUUGGUUGCCAGUAUCUUCUGACAAAAAUUUUUGUACUUUAAACAUAAAUGAAGAAUUAAAAAUAGAAAAUACUAUAAGCAUCGAUGAACGUCUGACUAAAAAAAAACAUACAAAAAAUAAACUGUAAAUAAUAGAAUUUAAUAUUUCAAG
Ceratosolen solmsi marchali is the source of this 1966-nucleotide messenger RNA. RefSeq names its product juvenile hormone esterase-like. The record is from RefSeq and is a predicted model, not a curated record. Lineage: Eukaryota; Metazoa; Arthropoda; Insecta; Hymenoptera; Agaonidae. The transcript has 8 exons. Bases 351 to 1943 code for a protein of 530 amino acids.